AUGGGUGCCUGGCCGUUGUCCCUCGCCAGUGCAACGUUCUCUGCCGCUGUUGUGGUUGCCGCGCUGCUGCCGCCGUUGUGCGCCGUGGCGCGCGCACCGGCUCGGGCAGCUACCCCGGGGGGGAGCGGCUGCACCACCCACUGCGGCAACAUCAGCAUCCCGUAUCCGUUCGGGGUGGAGCCCGGCUGCUACCACGAGAGCGGCUUCAACCUCACCUGCAACCAGUCCUACAGCCCGCCUCAGCUCUUCCUCGGCGACGGAACCGUUCAGGUGCUCGACAUCGAUCUGCCCAACGCCACGGUGCGUAUCAACGGAAACUCAUUGGAUAUCCCCUAUGGCGACAUUGGAAACAUAAGCCGCCGCACAUGGCGCGCCGGCGGCCUAGGAUACGCUGCCGACGGGCCAUACUUUGUAGCCGGAGCAGGGCGGAACAACUUGGUAGCACUCGGGUGCAACGUCCAAGUCAUCCUCUUGGGAGAGAACGACACCCUUGUCAGCUCUUGCUCUCCUUUCUGCCCGGACGGAAAUAACAAAGAUGAUACGGAUACCUGCUCCGGCAUCGUCUGCUGCCAGGCAACCAUACUGGAGGGCCGCGCUUCCUAUGGACUCCAGGUCCAACAGGUUGGUUUUGGUUCUUAUAGAUACUACUCGGCCGGUGUGUUAAUUGUGGAAUCGGACUAUUUCUUUCACUCGACGGACAAUUCUUACGAGUACACAGCCCCCGCCAUGCUGACCUGGGCGAUCAACAGCUCGAUAUGUGAUACCAGGGGGUUGUCACCUGCCUGCCGCAGUAAUCACAGCUUCUGUCUUAACUACACCACAGAUUUUGAUCAAGGUCCUGAGAAUGGUGAUCCUGUUGAUCAACGGCAUAACUGCAGGUGCGGUCGUGGUUUCCAAGGCAAUCCAUACAUCUCCCAUGGCUGCUAUGAUAUCGACGAAUGCGAUUAUCCAGACAUCUAUCCAUGUUACGGCAAUUGCAGAAACACACACGGAGGAUAUGACUGUCAGUGCCCUCCUGGCUUCAAGGGUAAUGCUUCUAAACCAAAUGGAUGUGAAGAUAUCGACGAAUGCGAUUAUCCAGACAUCUAUCCAUGUUACGGCAAUUGCAGAAACACACACGGAGGAUAUGACUGUCAGUGCCCUCCUGGCUUCAAGGGUAAUGCUUCUAAACCAAAUGGAUGUGAAGACAUUGACGAAUGUAAACACAAGGAAACAUAUCCAUGUUAUGGAAUCUGCAUCAAUUUGCCCGGGACAUUCCAUUGUCGGUGUCAAGAUGGUGCCUAUGGAGAUCCAUUUAUGAAAUUGGGAUGCGUCAGCGUCAGAACAAAAAGGCCAUUUACAGGUUUGGGCAUAGGUCUUGUGGCUAGUGGCAGCUCAAUCAUUUUACUUUUAGUGCUCGCCGCCCCGUUUAUUGCACGCAAAAUGAAGUUAAAUAGGGCAAACAGACUGAAAAGAAGAUUGUUCAAGCAAAAUCAUGGGUUGCUAUUGCAACAACUAAUAUCCCAGAAAACAGAUUUUGGUGAAAGGAUGAUCAUUCCUUUGUUGGAUCUAGAGAAGGCCACAAACAAUUUUGACAGAACACGUGAGGCCGGCGGCGGAGGCCACGGUGUUGUGUAUAAAGGAAUUUUAGACCUACAGGUUGUCGCCAUCAAGAAAUCCAAGAUCGUCGUACAGAGAGAAAUCGAUGACUUCAUAAACGAGGUUGCAAUUCUUUCUCAAAUCAACCAUAGAAAUGUCGUGAAGCUAAUUGGAUGUUGUCUUGAGACAGAAGUGCCAUUACUAGUUUAUGAGUUCAUUUCAAAUGGUACUCUUGAUUACCAUCUUCAUGUGGAAGGCCCAAUGUCACUGUCAUGGGAUGAUCGAACAAGGAUUGCGCUUGAAGUUGCUAGAGCUCUUUCUUAUCUCCAUUCUGCUGCUUCGAUGCCAAUUUAUCACAGGGAUAUUAAAUCAUCUAACAUACUUCUUGAUGAUAAUUUGACAGCAAAGGUAUCAGAUUUUGGAGCUUCGAGAUACAUCCCAAUCGACCAAACCGGGGUGACUACAGCCGUGCAAGGAACAAUAGGCUACUUAGACCCCAUGUACUAUUAUACCGGUCGCCUAACAGACAAGAGUGAUGUUUUCAGUUUUGGUGUUCUGCUUGUAGAAUUCCUAACUAGAAAAAAACCAUGCCUCUACCGUAGUGGUGGCAACGAUGGUGUUGGCCUCGUUUCACAUUUUGUUUCACUACUCGCAGAAGGCAACCUUGAUGAGAUAAUAGAUCCUCAACUCAUAGAAGAGGAAAAUGGGGAAGUCCAGGAGGUAGCUACGCUAGCAGCGAUGUGCAUUAAAUUGAAGGGAGAAGAGCGGCCUACAAUGAGCGAAGCCGAGAUGAAACUUGAAAUUUUGAGAGUUAAUAUGCGUGUGGCACUUGAUACUGCUGCAUCAAGGAGAUAUGACAGGGGUCAAACUGAGUUUCUAUACAUGCCGACAGAAGCAGUUGUUGUGGAAGCAAGCAGGCAAUACACUAUGGAGGAAGAAAUAUUGUCUUCUGCAAGUUAUCCUCGAUGA
Messenger RNA from Triticum turgidum subsp. durum (durum wheat), 2547 nucleotides. Lineage: Eukaryota; Viridiplantae; Streptophyta; Magnoliopsida; Poales; Poaceae. The record is from the annotation of a GenBank genome assembly.